Messenger RNA from Thunnus maccoyii (southern bluefin tuna), 3868 nucleotides. RefSeq names its product actin related protein 1B (gene actr1b). The coding region runs from base 168 to 1298 and encodes 376 amino acids. The record is from RefSeq and is a predicted model, not a curated record. NCBI's taxonomy places the organism in Eukaryota, Metazoa, Chordata, Actinopteri, Scombriformes, Scombridae. The transcript is spliced from 11 exons.
CGGUGGAGAGGCGGUUCAGCCCGCAGCGGCACACUGAGCAGCGGCGGCGUCGAGACGGUAGAGCGCGGAGUGACAGGGCGUUAUCUUUUUUUACAUGAUUAAAACACUACACGGGGAGGAAUACGCUCAAGGAUCAAUAGAAACAUAUCAGAAAUACACAGUCCGUCAUGGAGUCCUAUGACAUUUUAGCUAACCAGCCGGUUGUUAUCGAUAAUGGUUCGGGGGUUAUCAAGGCUGGUUUUGCAGGAGACCAGAUCCCCAAAUACUGCUUCCCUAACUAUGUCGGGCGUCCCAAGCAUGUGCGCGUGAUGGCAGGAGCCCUGGAGGGAGACCUUUUCAUUGGACCCAAGGCAGAGGAGCACCGGGGCUUGUUGUCGGUGCGAUAUCCGAUGGAGCACGGCAUAGUGAAGGACUGGAACGACAUGGAGAGGAUCUGGCAGUAUGUUUACUCCAAAGAGCAGCUGCAGACUUUCUCCGAGGAGCAUCCUGUUCUGCUGACCGAGGCUCCUCUCAACCCCAGCAAGAACAGAGAGAAGGCUGCAGAGGUUUUCUUCGAGACCUUCAACGUCCCUGCUCUCUUUAUCUCCAUGCAGGCUGUGCUCAGUUUGUACGCUACGGGUCGUACCACCGGUGUCGUGUUGGACUCCGGGGACGGCGUGACCCACGUGGUGCCCAUCUACGAGGGCUUCGCCAUCCCUCACUCCAUCAUGCGCGUGGACAUCGCCGGGAGAGACGUCUCGCGGUACCUCCGUCUGCUGCUACGCAAGGAAGGCUACAACUUCAACACCUCCGCAGAGUUCGAGGUGGUUCGCACCAUCAAAGAGAGAGCCUGUUAUCUGUCUCUCAACCCACAAAAGGACGAGACUUUAGAAACAGAGAAGGCUCAGUAUGUUCUCCCUGACGGAAGCUCUUUAAAUAUCGGUCCGGCGAGGUUCCGAGCUCCAGAGCUGCUGUUCAGACCCGACCUGAUCGGAGACGAGAGCUCGGGGAUCCACGAGGUCCUGGCCUACGCUAUCCAGAAGUCUGACAUGGACCUGCGACGCACACUUUUCUCCACUAUAGUAUUGUGCGGAGGAUCAACACUGAUCAAAGGUUUCGGGGAGAGACUACUAACUGAAGUCAAGAAGCUUGCACCCAAAGACGUGAAGAUCAAGAUCUCUGCUCCUCAAGAGAGGCUGUACUCCACAUGGAUCGGCGGCUCCAUCCUGGCGUCGUUGGACACCUUUAAAAAGAUGUGGGUGUCGAAGCGUGAAUAUGAAGAAGACAGAGCACGUGCCAUCCACAGGAAGACCUUCUAGUCGGGAGGGGGAGCCGACGUCAUGCGAUCGCCCCUCUCCCCCUCAAGAACUGCCCUCAAACCCCCCCCCCCUUCUUCCUCCCCCUCCCCUCCCUCAUCAUUCUGUCAGAGACUCCCACAUCCCCUGCACCAGUCACCUCCGGGCACCUCUGCAUCAUCCUUAAACAACCCGGCCGCUUCUAAACCGCUGUCCUGCUUUACCCGACACCCAGAGAAACGCACACACACGUUCAUGUGUGCUCGUUUCCAUAUUUACCUCCUUGUCCAUUCACCUCUUUCCCCGCCCCGCCCUCGCCCCCUCCUCCUCUUGUUCUUCCUGCUGUUGGGUGACGGUGAGAGCACCAAUCAUCCUCCAAUCUCCCAAACAUUCACACACACACAAGAGGGCCGUCAGGGUAUCUCAGAGGGCGAUGAUUAGCACUGUGGACUCCUCUCUUACUACAGGCCAUGCUAUACUAUCAUUUAGUCCACAUUAAGGUAUUUGGUAUUUGCUCUCUUGCCUACAAACAAAAACCCUGCAAGGUGUAGAAUAUCAUGAAAUGUCAAUAAACGUGAAUGUUUUUCUUUUUUUUUUUUUUUUUUUGCUACUGUUGAAACUUCCAUUCCAAACCGAAGAUAUAGAUUUUUAUUUGAUGUCCAUUUUGUAGGCUUUUUUUUUUUUUUUUUUUCUUUAAGUUUCUGACAUGAAUUAGCUCGUACAGAACAAAAAAAGGUUUUCAAGUACUAUAAUAAUAUGUAGUGCUAGUGUCAGUGAAGGUAAAGAUAACCACUGUAUUAUAUAUAUCUGGCCUAAACUGCACGUUUUCCAUCCCUGGUGCAAAAGUUAAAAGCGGUUAUAAAAAAAACAAACAAAAAAAAAAUCUCCUCCAGUCACCUCUCAUUAUCUAAUCCGUCGUCAUUCAAUGUUUUUACAUCAACAUGACAUCACGUUUUUUUUUUUUGUGUCGCCGUCGGAGCUUUUUGUCUCAGCUUGACGGGAUUAAAACAAAGUUGUAGGAGAUGCCUUGAUUUUUAAGAAAAUCCAUCAACCGGUUCCACAUUUUUACAGCGGCCUGAGAUGCACAUUUAAAGGAGGAAUCUGGUAUUUUUUUUCCUAAACGGGUCUGAUUCUCUUGUGAGCUUGCAGACUUUAGAUGAAACAACGUAUAUAUAAGGACAAACAGCACAAGCUCUCUAAAUAAACUUUAAUUUUACAGAAAUCAUUAAGAACUUUUGAUUGAAUUUUGAUCUAAAUUGGGGAAAAACAAACAAAAAGGUUGUAAAAUAUCAUCAGCUUUGUGUUCAGCUUUUCAAAAUCAAACCACUAUAGAAACAAACAGACUAAAAAUGUAUAAUUCUCUUUAUUCAGGUGUUUGCUUUUACUUUUUUGUAAAUUCUGUGAACUACAGUAAGAAUUUGCACGUCGACUAUGAAAGUGAAAUGACUCACAAUGAUAAUAAUUCACUGGAUAAUUAGCUGCUGCACUUUAAGACGAUAACGUAAACGAAUCUUUCAUUCGAUUCACACAUGUAAACAAACCAGCGUUAAGCUAGUUUAGCUGGAAGCAGAUGUGUUUUUGUGUCAUUCCGACAUGUAAAUGGCGUUAAAGUCCUAAUUACAACCCAGGAGAUUCAGAUAUAUUCGAUUUGGCGCAUCAUAAUUUGGAAGUGUCUACAAAUUAAACAAAUAUAGACGCAACCAAAGUCCGUUGUUCACAUGGAUCAAACCCACGUUUACCGGACAUGUUCUACACUACAGUAGUUUUAACCCUGAGCUGUCGUGUGACGUCGACGCUCACAAGUUCAAGCUCACAAACAUGGCGGUCCGAUGUGUCAGACACGAGCGUUUGAAACGAUUUCGGUAAAAUUGAAGUUUAUUCUGAAAGCUCUACGCCAAAGUCGUGUUUUCCCCCGAAUUUCCCGAACAGAGAGGUGACGAGUGCAAAGUCUGCAUGACUGGUAGUCAGAAUGGACCCAAUUAUGAGGGAAAAAUACCAGAAUUUUCCUUUUUAAAAAGUUUUUGUUUCAAGUGUUCAGCAGAUACGAUAAAACAAGAAUAGCUGUCCGAGUUAGCCCUCCUGUCUAUUUGAAGCUCUUUGCUUUACUGAGUUGCAUGUCAGUUAAUUGUGUACAGUUACAGAUGUCCACAGAGACAUGAAGCCAGGCUCUGGAGUCUGGACGGUGAAACACUUGAGAAUCCACAGAGAGCAAAUACGGCUGAUGAUUUAGUUUUUGUAUUAUUACUCUUCUUCGCCCCUCCCUCCACCCCGUCUACGUACUAGUAAAGUCUGGGUCUUAUGAUUUCCCUGCAUCUCAAAGGCAGUGAAGGGGUCGUGUCCACACUUCCUGUGUCCGCCUUACUCCAGCCGGAGCGUCCACGUCGUCUGCUUUUGGGUGUUUUUAAAAAGUGAAGAAAAAAAAAAAAAAAAAGGUUGUAAAAUGUCAUCAGCCUUGUGUACAGUGGAAUGCUUUUCAAAAACAACCACCACAGGAACCAUAAGAUAACAGACUAAAAAUGUACAAUACUGUUUAUUCAAGUGUUUGCUUUUACUUUUUCGUAAAUUCAAUAUAAUAAAUAAGUUAAUGGCUGCUG